AUGCGUCGCAACACGGUUGCUCCAUCAUCAGACCUUCGUUUAGCAGAUGUGGCGAAAUUCAUACCGAGUGACGUUGUGACUAAAAAAUCUAAAUUUGACAAUGUACCGAUUGCUGAACGAUCAGCAAAACGAAAGCCAAAACAAUACAGUAUUAGUCUCUGCAAAGAUAUUAGUGAAGUGAAGUUGGAAUUCGAAAACACAAGCAAUUACCAUUCAUGGAAAAUAAUGGAAAACAGUCUGCUGAAUAGCUGGUCGUCGUCUUCGUUCUCUAGUGGUACUCCAAGCACUACCAACACUGAAUCACUGUUUGGAAUUCUCUCCCCAAAGAACAUUAUGUUGCACACUGUGAAAUUUGUGGAAGCUCUUCGAGUUAUAUGCCCGGGUUCAAUCCAUACAGUAACAAUCGAUUCUGGACUUUUCAACACGAAUGACGCGUUUUUCCAAACAACAGAAAACAUUGAUAUACUCAGAGGGUGUAAAAUCCUCCACAUUGGCGAUCUCACAGAUAAAAACGACGAGAAGAUCAAAAAAUGUAAAAAUAGACCAAAAUGCGAUUGGUUUCUAAGAAACUUCAUUGUUGCUGAAGAACUCAUUGUUCAUGAUAUUUACUACAACCGAAAUCUGAAUGCUCAUGAGAUUGAAAAUUUGGAUAAAAUCGAUAUAACAAGAAAAACCAUGCGACCAAAUGAGAUUCUCAAAUGCCAAGCCAGCGAAGCAAGAAUCGGAUUGAGAGAGUUUUCUCAUGACAACAUGAACGAGUUGAUUGUUGCCUGGCUCCGUACAUCCUCAACAUCUCUGCACAGAUUGUCGCUUUGGAUCGAGAAUCUGGAUGAGUGGAAUGUGAAAUCUCUAUUCAAAGGACUGGUUCACUACUCUUCCGACGAGAAGUGCUGUAUUCUAACGGAGGGAACCAAAAACGACUAUUGUAAGGCUUGCACAAUGCAAACAUUCGAGACGGUUGGUAUUGAUUUUCGACGUCACGACGGAGCAUGUGCCACUCUUUUUUUCUCCACCGGCACAUAUUACACCUUUGCAUUGGUUUUUAUUUACCCUGGAGAGUCAACAGAUGAACACUGGUGGAAGUAUUCACCAAUUAUAGAGAAGGAAGAAGCGAUGAAAAACGAAUUCUACAAAAAUCAUCGAGAAUCUGGGCCCGAGGUUCCUGCGCACGAAGAAAGCUACACAAGCUCACUUUUUUCAUACGCACGUCGUUCAUUCAACAAAAUGCGCACUAUUGAACGUCUCCAGGCUUCAUUGAAAAAUUGGGAGUUCUACAGUCUACGACGCACGUAUUAUAAUGUCACUAGAAUAGAGAGCAAGUGGCACGAGGGAAUCAGGGAACGAAAGAAGUAUGGGUACCUGGCCUUUCAGUGA
Messenger RNA from Caenorhabditis remanei, 1374 nucleotides. RefSeq lists its product as uncharacterized. Bases 1 to 1374 code for a protein of 457 amino acids. The record is from RefSeq and is a predicted model, not a curated record. The transcript is spliced from 4 exons. NCBI's taxonomy places the organism in Eukaryota, Metazoa, Nematoda, Chromadorea, Rhabditida, Rhabditidae.